AUGGUCGCCGCCCCAGGGUCUCUCGCCGUCGAGGAUAAAGGAUGCUAUAUACCGCAUCACGCUGUGUGGAAAACUACGGAAGGACAGCAGAAGAUUCGGGUGGUAUUCAACGCAUCGAACGUUAACGCUGGAGGAUCUUCGCUCAACGAUGCGCUCCUUCCUGGUCCGAAAUUGCAAGCGGAUCUCUGGGCAGUCGUAACUCGUUGGAGGCUGUUUAGAGUGGCGUUCUCGGCAGACAUCGAGAAGAUGUUCCGUCAAAUUCUGAUCCAUCCGGAUGAGCAGAAUUGGCUGCGGAUUCUGUGGAGGAAACACCCAGGUGAGAGGGUAACAGAAUAUGGUUUGAAUACGGUAACGUAUGGAACCGCUCCAGCUCCCUACCUUGCUCAUCGAGUUCUGAGGCAGCUUGCCUUCGAUGAGGAGAACCAAUUCCCCUUGGCCUCCCAGGUUCUGCGCGGCAAUACAUAUGUAGACGACAUAUUGGCUGGCGCAGACAGCGCCGAGGAUGCCAGGAAAAUUCAAGGGGAGUUGAUUGAAAUCCUCGCCUCGGCUGGUUUUCCCCUUGACAAGUGA
This is a messenger RNA of Hylaeus anthracinus, 570 nucleotides long. RefSeq lists its product as uncharacterized. The coding region runs from base 1 to 570 and encodes 189 amino acids. The record is from RefSeq and is a predicted model, not a curated record. The transcript has a single exon. Lineage: Eukaryota; Metazoa; Arthropoda; Insecta; Hymenoptera; Colletidae.